Molecule: messenger RNA, 1754 nt
Organism: Quercus robur (English oak)
Lineage: Eukaryota; Viridiplantae; Streptophyta; Magnoliopsida; Fagales; Fagaceae
Product: beta-glucuronosyltransferase GlcAT14A
Exons: 5
Coding region: 227-1432 (401 amino acids)
Cellular component (GO): membrane
Molecular function (GO): glucuronosyltransferase activity
Source: RefSeq, a predicted model, not a curated record
AGGCCUUAGCUUCAAAGCAAGGAAUCCAAAAAUGUAAUCCACACACUUCCCAUCCUUUUCAUUAUUCCCUUCCCCUUCUCUUCCAAUCUCAAUCUUUAGCAAAGUUGCAACUCUCCAACAUUAACCAUUCAACCACCUAACCUGCCAAACCUUACUAGACAAGUACUCCACCUCAAUCUAUAUAUAUUUCUCUCCGAACUUUCUUUCACAUGUUUUCACACUAAUUAUGGGUAUGAUCAAAAUUUUCAUGUUUUGCAUCAUGCUAACCGCAGUGCUUUUCUCUCUUCUCUACAUUCCAACCAAACUAACCAUGCCCAUCUCAAGCUUUAGGCCCAUUAUGAACUACUUAAACAUACAAAAAACCAACAAAACAUCAUAUCCUGCAACAUUUGCCUACCUCAUUUCAGCCUCCAAAGGUGAUACUGUAAAGCUAAAACGUUUGGUACGUGCACUAUAUCAUCCGGGAAAUUACUAUUUGAUUCACUUGGAUCAUGGUGCACCUGCGUGGGAGCAUCGUGAUAUAGCGAAGUUUGUGGCUAGUGACCAAGUUUUCAGCCAAGUGGGUAAUGUUUGGAUUGUUAAAAAACCAAACUUGGUCACAUAUAGAGGUCCAACCAUGCUUGCCACCACUCUUCAUGCAAUGGCUAUACUCUUGAGGACUUGCAAGUGGGAUUGGUUCAUAAACCUUAGUGCUUCCGACUAUCCUUUAGUCACUCAAGAUGAUCUAAUUCAUGCCUUCUCUGAUUUGCCAAGAAAUCUAAAUUUCAUACAGCACAGCGGUAGAUUGGGUUGGAAACUGAAUAAGAGAGCCAAGCCAGUCAUGAUAGACCCAGCACUCUAUAGCCACAACAAAUCUGAGAUUUGGUGGGUUAUUAAGCAGAGGACUCUCCCAACAGCUUUUAAGCUUUAUACAGGUUCAGCUUGGACUAUACUGUCAAGAUCUUUUGCUGAGUAUUGCAUAGUGGGCUGGGACAAUUUGCCAAGGACUCUCCUCCUCUACUAUACCAACUUUGUAUCAUCUCCUGAGGGAUAUUUCCAGACUCUGACAUGCAAUUCUGAAGACUACAGGAACACUACAGUUAACCAUGACCUCCGCUACAUUACAUGGGAUAAUCCACCGAAGCAGCACCCUAGGUCCCUUGGACUUAAAGAUUAUAGAGGUGCGGUUCUAAGCAACCGCCCUUUUGCGAGGAAGUUCAAGAAAAAUGACAGAGUUCUUGACAAAAUUGAUCGACUGCUUCUCAAAAGACACCACAGACAUUUCACAUAUGGUGGGUGGUGUUCUGGGAGUGGAGAGAUGUAUAAUACAUGUUCAGCUUUGCAAAGUGAGAAUUAUGGUGUUUUGAAGCCUGGACCAGGGGCUAGAAGGUUGAAAUCUUCACUAACAAGAGCUCUUUCUGAGAGGAAUUUUCGCAGGCAGCAAUGCAGAUGAUUCUUUGACAAAAAUGAGCAAGUCCUUGAUAUUAAUAUAUUGAUUGAUUUUUUUAAAAAAAUUGGGUUUGAAUUUGGCUAAGGUUAGUUAUUUUUAGCUAAAAUUGUUGAUUCAAAAUUUGACGGUUCUAAGCUUAUGUGAAUCUUCUUGGUGUAAGUAUUAUAUUUUGUGAAAAGAGCAGGCAUGAAUUUAAGCAAAGAGUCAAGACUCAAGAAUUUAGUCGCAAUGUUACAUGCCUAUUACAUUUUCAUUGUAUAUUGAGUUCUAGUUUGAAGUACAAUGGAAAAGCAAAUACAGAUCCCAUGGGUCAAAAUUUAAUUCA